Messenger RNA from Ostreococcus lucimarinus CCE9901, 492 nucleotides. RefSeq lists its product with no specific name. NCBI's taxonomy places the organism in Eukaryota, Viridiplantae, Chlorophyta, Mamiellophyceae, Mamiellales, Bathycoccaceae. The record is from RefSeq and is a predicted model, not a curated record. The coding region runs from base 1 to 492 and encodes 163 amino acids. The transcript has a single exon.
AUGGUGACGGAGAUCAAAGACUGGCUCAAGCUGCUGUACGUCAAGCGAGAGAUGUCGUUCAACGAAAUCAAGCUCACGGUCGGGAUCGAGGACCCGAGAUUGGCGGAAAAUCGAGAGCGAUACGGGAUUGAAGACGAGAGCGGGGUGAGCGCGGACGAAAAGGUGGAGACGCUUGAGAUGAUUGAACGAGGGGAAACGCCGACGGAUGCGCGAGCGGUGUCGACGCUUUUGGAAGAGUUUAGGAAUUGGCCGGGAUUGGACGCGGUGGUGGAUCAAAGCGUGGAUGCCGGUCCUUCGAGGUAUGAAGAAAUCGCGAUGCGAUCGGCGGGCAUCAAGACGUCGAACCCGCGGCGGGUUCGAGCGAAAGAGGCGGAGGAGGAAAAGAAGGAGGGCACGAUUUUUGGCUUCUUGCCGUUGUACCUGGUGAGCGCGGUGCCGAUUUUCAUCACCGUCUUCGCGGUCGGUAUCAUGUUCGUCAACUCGCUACAAUAG